This is a messenger RNA of Vespula pensylvanica (western yellowjacket), 1225 nucleotides long. It is a transcript of the gene Use1, whose product is annotated as vesicle transport protein USE1. Gene Ontology annotation, cellular component: SNARE complex; endoplasmic reticulum. The record is from RefSeq and is a predicted model, not a curated record. Gene Ontology annotation, biological process: retrograde vesicle-mediated transport, Golgi to endoplasmic reticulum. NCBI's taxonomy places the organism in Eukaryota, Metazoa, Arthropoda, Insecta, Hymenoptera, Vespidae. The coding region runs from base 146 to 901 and encodes 251 amino acids. The transcript is spliced from 5 exons. Gene Ontology annotation, molecular function: SNAP receptor activity.
GUUGUCUUAUAAUAUUAAAGAGAUGAUCAUUAUAAUGAUCGUAAAUAAUGUUCAGAGUUCUGACGCGUUUAAGUCGUACGAAAAAUACGGGAUAUUGACAGAGCAUUAUUACUUCGUGUAGUGCUUAUAAAUAAAUUUGUCAAAAAUGUUACAAAUGUCCAGAUUAGAAGUUAAUGUUAGGCGACUUUUAACACGCUGCGAAUUAAUGGCAAAAGAUAAUCCUCAGAAGGAUUGGAAACUUGAAAAGUAUAUACUUGCUCUGGACGAAAUGAUUAAAAAGUUGCAAGCUUUACCGGAUAAACCCUCCAAAGAUGUUUUAACAGGAUAUUUAAAGAGACUUGAUUUUUUAAAAGGAAUUGUUAACACAGCAAAAUUAAAUAAUCCAGAUGAAAGAGUAGCUGCUGUACAAAUGUUAUCUAAAACAUCAAAUGUAAAUGAUACUCUUGGUCCAAAUAUAGCGACACAAAUACAUCAGAAAACUACAGCAAGAUAUAAUCAAGAAUUACGUGCAGAACUAUUUCAUACCGAAAAGGGAUCUUUAGAGGAUGGAAUUCGACAUAGAUAUGCUAGCACAAGUAUACAGGACGAAGAUUUAGACGCGCUCAUGAAAUAUAAUCGCAACAUUCAAGAAAAAAUAGCAGAAAAUAUGCUCUCCAUGACUAGCAGCAUGAAAGAACACGCUUUAGCAGCUAGUGCUAUUAUAAAAAGGGAUAUCAAUACUUUGGAAAAGUCUGAAAAAUUAACAAAUACUAAUACCGGGAAAUUAAAAACAGAAUCUUUAAAGUUGGAGGAACAUACAAAAUCCAAUUGGAGGUGUUGGGUUUGGUUAAUGAUUGCAUUUGUACUUGUAGUAUUUUUUAAUAUGAUACUUUUUAUGAAAGUAGCAAAAAAGAAAAUUUAAAUGUAUAAUAAUAACAAUUUUAUAAAGGAUAUGUGUUAUGAUUUAAAAUGUAUGCACAAGAUAGUGCAUCAAUGUGAAUUGCUGUGAAUAUAGCUGUAUAUGUCAUUUAGUGGAUUAUGAUGGUAAGAGUGCUUCAUGAUGAAUAUGCCUGUGAAAACACCUGUUCCACCCAAAACUAGCUGGAAACCUGGUAAAUACCUAUUAAAAACAUCGUUCAUGAAAUUAUAUAUAAUGACAAUUUAUAAAUUUAAUAUAUAAAAUUGUGAAGGUAUAUAGUGAUAAAAUUAUGUAUUUAGAAAUAUAUGUUUCUGCAUUUCAUUGUAA